GUCGGAAGCAUCACCACAUCAAUGACUGCGCUGCGUAGCAUGAGAGCUGAUACCAAGAAGCAGUUUUGGAUGCUUCGACGCUACUUGGGUUUCAAGAAAGUUCCGUAUGCCACGAGGUCGAGGAUUAUCAAAUUCUUGGAGUUCCAAUGUGCCAAGAGAUCGGCAGAAGUCAGUGUUGAGAGCAUCGAGAUUUUGGAUUUGCUGUCUGUUCCUCUGCAAAAUUUGCUGCAGUUCGAGCUGAGAAAACAACUAUUAGAGGGACAUCCCUUCUUCGCGUAUCUCCAGGAGCACAUGCUGCCGAUCAUGAUUAGCAUCUGCUCCAGAGUGCUCAAGUUGACGGCCUUUGCCCCCGAGGAUGUUGUAUUCCGUCCUGGUGAAGAGUCAACCUCCAUGUAUGUGGUGCAGAGCGGAGAUAUGGAAUAUCGCGUUCAUUCCUCGAAUCAUGAGUGUUUGGUGGCGCACCAGGUCGGAGCCCUGGCCUGGCUCUCCGAGGCAGCUCUAUGGACCAACUGGUGGCAUCGCGGCUACUUCACCAGUCGCGCUGCUUCCUGGAUUGGCAUCAUCAAACCAGGACCUCUGGCUGAGAUCGCGAAGAUUCACACCGCGCCCUGGUGCUUCUGCAGGCAAUAUGCAGCUGUUUUUGUGGACAACCUCAACCGAUUGAACCAAGAGUCCUGGAACGACCUUGGCCUCGACACCGAAAAGCUUCAGGGUCUCGUGGAGGGAGCCAAGAAUCCGGAAAACUUCUUGGAGAAAGAGACGAGGUCCCGGGGGGUUGAAUCAUGGGCCGAUUCGGAUGAUGGUCGCAGUAUACGCAGCUCACGGAACAGUUCCAAGGUCCAGGAGCGACCCUUCUCAGGCUUCAAACUCUGACGCAGGCGAUGGUUAGUCGGGAGCAGUUCGGAGCUAUAGGUCUCCAACGACUUUCCGCACAAAAAAUGCAUUGGGAGUCACGAAUGGAGCUACGAAUUUUCGAGUUU
This is a messenger RNA of Cladocopium goreaui, 980 nucleotides long. The record is from the annotation of a GenBank genome assembly. Lineage: Eukaryota; Dinophyceae; Suessiales; Symbiodiniaceae.